CACCUACUGUUUGUGCUGUAGACAUUUCUCUACUUUCUCGACCGCCAACUUUCAAGGAACACGAAGAUGCUAGCAACCACAAACUGACACGCCAACGGCCAGUACGCUUUCACUUUUACUCUGGAGUAUCCCGAAACUCGCCCAGAGAGGCGGACUAUGUGAGAAUUGUGGCUCCCGCCCAACUCGCCGGUUGCCCAAUUGAUAUUAAGCGAUUGCUUUAAGGAAAAAAAAAAAAACAGUUCCGGCACCAACCCGGAAAUCUUUUUUCUCGAGGCUUCAUGGGAAAUGAAGUUUUUUUGGUGACUGUUAUCAAUAGAGACGUGAGAAAGAAAAAGAAAUACUAGAAAUGUAUUAGAUAUUUAUUGAUAUUUAAUUUGUUUUAACAGUUCAGAGGAAAUAGUAUACUGUAAACAUAUAUAGAAUGUACUAUACUGUUACUGGAAAGAAAAACAAGCAGGCUCACUGAAACCCACAUACAUCAUAAAGACCCACACUCAUAGACUGUGACAGGCUGCAGAAACAAAGCACUGGUACUCAGUGAGGAUGGAGCAGGAAUAUGAUAUUAUCGUGCUUGGAACUGGACUGAAGGUGGAAAUGUUCUGAGCUGACCAAAACCAGAAACCCCGCUGAAUGCAUCCUCUCUGGUUUAAUGACUUUAAGUGGGAAAAAGGUUCUCCACAUUGAUAAGAAUCCUUAUUAUGGAGGAGAGAGUGCAUCCAUUUCUCUCCUUGAGGAGCUGUACAAGAAGUUUAAUACUCCUGGUCCUCCAAAAUCGAUGGGCAGAGGGAAAGAGUGGAACGUUGACCUCAUCCCCAAAUUUUUUCUUUCCACCGGUCAGAUGGUAAAAAUCUUGUUGCACACCGAGGUUACUCGGUAUCUGGACUUUAAAGUCGUAGAAGGCAGCUACGUAUACAAAGGAGGAAAAGUGCACAAAGUCCCCGCCAGUGAAAAAGACGCAGAUGCUUCAGAUCUGAUGGGCAUGUUCGACAAGAGGAGGUUCAAGAAGCUGCUGCUCUUUGCUCUGAACUUUGACAUAAGAAACCCUCGCACCCACCAUGAUGUGGACCCUCACAAAACGACCACAAGGGAAUUGUUCCAUCGCUACGACCUGGGACUUGAUGUCAUAGAGUUUAUAGGUCACGCCAUAGCCUUGCACAACAGUGAGAGUUACCUGGACCGGCCCUGUGUGGAAACCAUCAGUCGGAUCAGGCUGUACUCCGAUUCGCUGUCCUGUCGAAACACCAGUCCGUACCUCUACCCACUGUAUGGUCUCGGGGAGAUACCACAGGGUUUUGCCAGACUGAAUGCAGAGUAUGGAGGAACGUUCCUGCUGAACAGGGCAGUGGAUGAAAUUGUGAUGGAUAGUGGCAAAGUGAAAGCUGUGAAAUCUGAGGGGAAGCUGUUCCACUGCAAACAGUUAAUCUGUGAUCCCAGCUACGUUCCCAAUCGAGUGAGGAAGGUGGGGCGUGUCGUUAGGGCGAUCUGUUUUCUAAAUCAUCCAGUUAAACACACUCAUGAUGUCAGCUCCUGUCAGAUCAUCAUCCCUCAAACUCAGCUUAACAGGAAGUCAGACAUUUAUAUAUCUGUAGUGUCCUUUGCGCACAACGUGGCCUCAGAUGGGAUGUACAUCGCCACAGUCAGCACAACUGCAGAAACCACCAACCCAGAGAAAGAAGUGCAGCCAGGACUCGAGCUCCUCGAACCCAUCGUGCACAAAUUUGUGUCUGUCAGCAAUCUGCUAGUUCCAAAUGAAGAUGGAAAAAAGAGUCAGAUAUUUGUGUCCCGCUCAUAUGAUGCAACAAACCACUUUGAGACUGAGUGUGAGGACAUCAAAGACAUGUACCAGCGGCUCACAGGGACAGAGCUCAGCUUUGCAGGAUCCAGGCACCAGUCUCAUAACUCUGAUGACGACUGAGGACAGCUUGAUGUCAGCAGCUGGGAGGCCGUAAAUGUAUGUGGUGUAUAAUCAUCAUUCAUGGAUGAUUAUAUGCCACAGCUGUAAAGCAGAGGGUGUGAUGUAGGGUGUAGACUGAACUGAGAGUGUGCUACGUAACUGCCUGACGUCUCUUUUGCCUCUUAAUUUGUUUGCUGUAAUUUCUCUCUCGUGUGAAAAUCUGCUAAAUAAUGAUGUUGCUACUUUGUUAUGAGAGAAGGUAAUACAUCACUAUGACUUUUCUGCUGGAUAGUUUUUACAUCGGUUGUUUACACCAGAGUGAAACUUUUUUUUUUUUUAUAUUACUUAUCAAGUUAUAUUGACUAAAAAACAUAAAAUGUUGUGAAAGUAUUGAAUGUAGUGUCUACCUUCACAUUCAAUGUUUG
Molecule: messenger RNA, 2319 nt
Organism: Neolamprologus brichardi
Lineage: Eukaryota; Metazoa; Chordata; Actinopteri; Cichliformes; Cichlidae
Product: rab GDP dissociation inhibitor beta
Biological process (GO): vesicle-mediated transport; protein transport; small GTPase-mediated signal transduction
Cellular component (GO): cytoplasm
Molecular function (GO): Rab GDP-dissociation inhibitor activity
Source: RefSeq, a predicted model, not a curated record